UUUUUUCCUCAGCUCACUACCCUGGGAAAUCUUACACCUUCAAGCACUGUGUUUUUCUGCUGUGAUAUGCAAGAAAGGUUCAGACCAGCCAUCAAAUAUUUUGGGGAUAUUAUUAGUGUGGGACAAAGAUUGUUACAAGGGGCCCGGAUUUUAGGAAUUCCAGUUAUUGUAACAGAACAGUACCCUAAAGGCCUUGGAAGCACUGUUCAAGAAAUCGAUUUAACAGGUGUAAAACUGGUACUCCCAAAGACCAAGUUUUCAAUGGUGUUACCAGAAGUAGAAGCAGCAUUAGCAGAGAUUCCUGGAGUCAGGAGCGUUGUGUUAUUUGGAGUAGAAACUCACGUGUGCAUCCAGCAAACAGCUCUGGAGCUAGUUGGCCGAGGCGUUGAGGUUCACAUCGUUGCUGAUGCCACCUCGUCGAGAAGCAUGAUGGACAGAAUGUUUGCUCUCGAGCGUCUUGCCCGAACUGGGAUCAUAGUGACUACCAGCGAGGCUGUUCUGCUACAGCUGGUGGCUGAUAAAGACCAUCCGAAAUUCAAGGAAGUUCAGAAUCUGAUUAAGGCUAGUGCUCCAGAGUCGGGUCUGCUUUCCAAAGUCUAGGACAUCUGAAGGACUGGUGGGCCGCUCACCAUCAGGCGACAGGACUGUAACCAGACAAGCCCUUGUCUCUACUAGAAUUAAAAUGUUAAGUCAAAAAUUGGCUCUUUUUUUGCGCCUCUUAGUAAAACUUAGUAAAAAUGGUCUAACAUCUGGGUACCAGCAUUUAGUUACAAAUGUCAAAGGCUUCAGGUGCUGCUUACCUUCUUUUUUUCUUAAUGUGCUCUUAUUUAUUUAAAAAAACUAUAGUAGAGGUGCCUGUUUUGUCUAUACUGUAUGCAUUGAUCAUAACUUUCAAAAGUGCACACAUGUGAAGUUUUCUUAAAUUCUGCACUGUAAAGAAAAAGAUGUAUUGACAAUAGUUUGACUUUUGUAUUAUUGUAACACAUAUGUUAAAACGUUAAUGUGGAUUCAGUGCUUUUAUUUUAUAGGUUGAUCGAAAUAGGGUUAUUACAUAAGAUUUAAAAACAGGACUCUGAUUCACAUUACCCCCUUCCCUCAUAAUACAGUCAGCUUAUUUAGUGAGUGAGUUGCAUUCAUCUAACCAGACGGAAUUAGGUUGGAUAAUUAUAUAUCUUUCUUGAUUAUGCUAAUUUUGUUAACCUGAUCACCAUCUCUAAUUCUCUGUUAAUGUUCUCUUUUUUAGUUGAAUCUUUUCCUAGAGAGACUCGUUGGGUCAUUGUUUAAAAUUUGUAAACAGAUGGGAUGAUUUGCAAUCUAAUGUAAUUACUGGGGGGCUGUUUUAAAAUCUUUGAAGUAUCACUUCAGCUGAGUAUCUUUACAAAAAUAUGGAGUAUAUCUUCUAAUAUGCGUAAGAUUUAGCAAAAAGUUAAAGGCUGGAUAAAAUGUAGUUUUAAAACAUUCAUAUUUUUGUUUGAUAUUUUCUCCACCUACCCUCCAAUUAUAAAGGCACCAGGAACUAUUUGGUAGUAUUAAUUUUGUAGUCAUUACUAUCCUUCAGUAAAUUUAUUUUCAUUAAAAACUUACUAGAGGGUUUUAAAACUUUUUUUAAAUAUUAUGUGAAAUAUGGAACAUUGCUGUCUUUUAUAUUAAAGUAACUAAAGAAAA
This is a messenger RNA of Miniopterus natalensis, 1665 nucleotides long. The record is from RefSeq and is a predicted model, not a curated record. NCBI's taxonomy places the organism in Eukaryota, Metazoa, Chordata, Mammalia, Chiroptera, Miniopteridae.